ACACACCCCCUCCUCACCGCCUUCCGCGCGUCCAAGCCCGCGUUCGGCGCCUGGAUCACGCUCCCGGGCGUGCUCUCCGCGCGCACCGCCGCCGCAUCCUCCCCGCACCUGUCCUGGGUCGUGCUCGACUGCGAGCACGGGGCGAUCUCCAUCCAGCCCGGCGCGGCGGAGAGCGCGCAUGCGAUCGCGGGGCUCGGGGCGGCGGCCCCGACGACGAUUGUGCGCAUCCCCGCGACGGGCGCGUGCGCGGACCGCAGCGCGGGCUGGCAGAUCAAGUAUGUCCUCGACGCGGGUGCGCGGGGCAUAAUCGUCCCCAUGGUGUCGACGCGUGCGCAGGCAGAGUCUGUCGUCGCAGCGUCGCGGUUCCCGCCGCGGGGCGUGCGCGGGUUCGGGAGCCCAUUCACGCACCUCGCGUGGGGCACCAGCGCC
Messenger RNA from Trametes versicolor FP-101664 SS1, 429 nucleotides. RefSeq names its product Phosphoenolpyruvate/pyruvate domain-containing protein. The transcript is spliced from 2 exons. The annotation marks the transcript as partial. The record is from RefSeq and is a predicted model, not a curated record. Gene Ontology annotation, cellular component: cytoplasm. Gene Ontology annotation, molecular function: aldehyde-lyase activity. Lineage: Eukaryota; Fungi; Basidiomycota; Agaricomycetes; Polyporales; Polyporaceae.